Messenger RNA from Mesocestoides corti, 438 nucleotides. The record is from the annotation of a GenBank genome assembly. NCBI's taxonomy places the organism in Eukaryota, Metazoa, Platyhelminthes, Cestoda, Cyclophyllidea, Mesocestoididae.
UUGCUUGUUGUGUGUUACGCUAGCCUUACCGUCCCCUUUUUUAUUGUAUUUUUUGUCUGCAUUAGAGUGACAUCGGUCAGUGUGCAGCCCGCACGCGGGGUUCAGCGGCAGGAGGCAAAGCGCUACUGGGCCGAGGAUGGUACCCACGAUCCCCCCGUGAAAGUCGUUAUCGAUCGGUUCAAGCGCCUGCGCUGGGGUGCCUACAUUCAUCCGCGUGCCGGACGCAGGAAACACUUGUACAGGAAGAAUCCGUGGGUGGUGGCCAAAAGGGAUGAGCACAUUCUGACAAGCCGCGCACUCAGCUUCUGCCUGGACAACAUGCUCAACGCUCAUUGGCGCAAACCGAGAUUCUACCCGGAGGACAUCUAUGAGCCGUAUCACAGGCGCACCGGCGUUCCCUGGGACUACGAACUACACAAGCGUCGCUUUUACCCCUAA